Geodia barretti is the source of this 2429-nucleotide messenger RNA. The record is from the annotation of a GenBank genome assembly. Lineage: Eukaryota; Metazoa; Porifera; Demospongiae; Tetractinellida; Geodiidae.
GGGUCUGGGCACUGAUUAUGGGUCACGUCAAAGCUCACAUGCUCCUAAUUAAGGCACUGUUAGCGCAUGCGCUUAACGACGGCGAUCUUGGCAUGAGGAUCGGCAACUCUGGUGUGUAGGAAUGAGACUCAAUUCGCGGGGGGGUGUUUUCACAAACCUUGUGAGUGCGUGUCCGCCAGACCCGAAACGUUGACUUGUAGCGCCCCGGCUGUUGUGGACUGGUGGUUUUAGGUGUGCUAUAUAGCAUUGUAGGUUUCGGGUUCACUUUUCUAAAUUUGAUAGAUCGGAAUGACGGCGCCCAGCAAAAUGUCCACGCUGGAUGUGUGUAAUGCUAUUAGCCAACUUACCGUUGAAGAGACGAGGCAGCUAGUGUUCCAAAUUGGUGUGCCACUGAGAGUCCUCGAUGGUAUUGCUGACGAGUAUACAGGGGAGAAUCGAAAACAGCACUUCGUGCAGAAGUGGCUGGACAUGAACCUCGAUGCUACCUGGGAUAAGCUUGUUGCAGGACUGAGAAAAAUGAACAUGAACACCCUGGCAGCUAGCGUUGAAUAUGAGCAUAUCUCAAGUUACCCCCUAGUUUUCAGUAGUGGAUCUUCCUUUCUCCUGCCAACCCCCUCUGUCUGUGCUACAGCCGAGCUCAGCACACCAGGCUACCUGGAGACUGCAACCCAAGCUCCUGUCGGUCUCCUCGCCCCAGUGACUGCUCCUGUCGGUCCCCUCGCUCCAGUGACUGACACCCCAGCUCCUGUCGGUCCCCUCGCUCCAGUGACUGACACCCCAGCUCCUGUCGGUCCCCUCACUCCAGUGACUGACACCCCAGCUGCUGUCGGUCCCCUCGCUCCAAUGACUGCAACCCCAGCUCCUGUCGGUCCCCUCGCUCCAGUGACUGCUCCUGUCAGUACCUUCGCUCCAGUGACUGACACCCCAGCUCCUGUCGGUGCCAUUCCCACCCAAACGAAGGUUAAAGUAGUGAAAGAUAACAUAGAAAAUUUGGAAGAUGAGUUUUCCAAACUGAAAUCUGAAGUACGAAAAUUGCUGUCGGAAAAAGAGAAGAAAAAUCGGACGUUUACCGAUGAGUUUCGGAAUCAUCUUCUGGAUCUUCCGGUAGCAAAAAAAGUGAUCCAUAUUCGGUUUUUCACAAGAAAUGAGGAUGAAAUUCUUGAUGCUAAGAAUAUUCAAAAGCUGUUUUAUAUCCUCGGGCGCUACUACAACUACUCCAACUAUGAGAUAAUCUUUCACGUUGUCAAGAAGUUCUGUCAUGAACUAAAGGGAAGAAUGACUAGUUAUCGUGAUUCUCUCGUUGCUUUUGAAAAGUCCACAACAGUUGAUAUCUACCUCUGUGCCAUUUCAGCUCGUCCUGGUGGUGCAAUCAUGGAAGGUUUCAUCCGCAUGACGGUGAAGCUCAACAAGCCACCCUCUGUGUGUUCGCUGUAUGAGAUCCGAGAGUUGAAGGAAUCCAUUCAGGAGAAGGCAGCUCUGGAGUCCUAUGCCAUGUACAUCGAGACCCCAGGGAAAGGGUCUGUACGUGUGAGCCUGCGUAUUCAUGAGGCGGUGGGUUGGAUGGUGGGUGUGGUCCUCCUAUCUGCCAAGUUCAGACAGGUGACAAAGGUGUCUGCGAAGAGAAGGAUUGAAGUGUAUCUCAUGGCAUACCUGAAUGGAUACUCUGCACUGAUGUUGGCUACCAGGGAGGGUAGGACUGAAGUUGUUUCACUGCUACGAGAGGUUGGAGCUAACACUGACCUACAGAAUAAGUGGAAUGGAUACUCUGCACUGAUGUUGGCUGCCAGGGAGGGUAGGACUGAAGUAGUUUCACUGCUACUAGAGGCUGGAGCUAACACUGAGCUACAGAAUAUGGACGGAGACUCAACACUGAUGUUGGCUGCCACGUGGGGUAGGACUGAAGUAGUUUCACUGCUACUAGAGGCUGAAGCUAACACUGACCUACAGAAUAAGAAUGGAUAAUCUGCACUGAUGAUGGCUGCCAGGGAGGGUAGGACUGAAGUUGUUUCAGUGCUACUAGAGGCUGAAGCUAACACUGACCUGCAAGAGAAGUAUCGAUACUCUGCACUAAUGAUGGCUGCCAAGGAUGGUAGUACUGAAGUUGUUUCACUGCUACUAGAGGCUGGAGCUAACACAGACCUACACAACAAGUAUGGAGAUUCUGCACUGGUGAUAGCUGUCAGGGGGGGUAGGACUAAAGUUGUUUCACUACUUAUGAAGACAGUUUCACUGGACCCUCAACAAAAUACGGUAUAGGGAUAUUAACCUUCUUACAUAUAUACUGCAAUUUUAUGUACUGGUUAAAGGGAAUGUGACAGAUAGAUUUGAACACAAUUGCAUUCUUUCACUGUGCCCCUAUUGUUUUGUUCUCUCUUUUGUAACAUUUCUACAUUUAGCCCUUAUUUACUGCCACAUUCCUUUUAAUAAUC